This is a messenger RNA of Durusdinium trenchii, 342 nucleotides long. The record is from the annotation of a GenBank genome assembly. Lineage: Eukaryota; Dinophyceae; Suessiales; Symbiodiniaceae.
AUGGGGCAGCGGAAGCGCUCGCACCGUCAGGAUUUCCUCCAAGAGCUGGGAAAGCUGAGCAAUUCCAUCACCAGUAAGAAGGUGUGCUUCCAAGGGCGUGAGCCCAGUAGUGUGCUGGAGGAGAAUGGCGUGACGCGCUUGCUGCUGCGGGAUUGGUGCAACGGGAACUUCAAGACUCAGUUCAACUUGAAGAGUACCAUGACUGGGAGACGGCGCGGACAGAACGAGAAUGGUGUUGCGAUGUUUGGUGUAGAAUGGUGUUGCGAUGUUUGGUGUCUUCUUACAGUACGUUACUGCCUCAUCAAAGGUGUGAUGUGCCAUGGAUUGGAUACCAAUCGCUAG